AUGUCGCCCACGACCAUGUGUUUCCUACAGAACGCAGCACAAUUGAGAAAAAAGCAGGAAGAAAGUAUAGAGCCAGCAGACAAGCCUUCCAGUGCACUCCAAGAUCCAUGCAGAGUGCUAUGUUUUACAUGUCGCUGCUUCCGAUUUGAUUUCAAGCUGACCUGCGACGUUAAUGCUUCAGAUGGUCGCCCGGAGGACAGCUCGAUGGCGACGUGUGUCCCCAGUACGGCUACAGAGCCUUGGGUUGAGCGUGAGCAUGAUUACUUAGAAAAGAAGAAGGAAAAUAAGGCAGAUGAUAUGCAUUUGAGAGAGUCAAAUAAAACGGAGGCUUUCGCUUCUGGGUAA
Eimeria maxima is the source of this 345-nucleotide messenger RNA. RefSeq lists its product as hypothetical. The record is from RefSeq and is a predicted model, not a curated record. The transcript has 2 exons. The coding region runs from base 1 to 345 and encodes 114 amino acids. NCBI's taxonomy places the organism in Eukaryota, Apicomplexa, Conoidasida, Eucoccidiorida, Eimeriidae.